Cyprinodon variegatus (sheepshead minnow) is the source of this 2616-nucleotide messenger RNA. It is a transcript of the gene itpka, whose product is annotated as inositol-trisphosphate 3-kinase A. The coding region runs from base 300 to 1649 and encodes 449 amino acids. Gene Ontology annotation, molecular function: inositol-1,4,5-trisphosphate 3-kinase activity; inositol tetrakisphosphate kinase activity. Lineage: Eukaryota; Metazoa; Chordata; Actinopteri; Cyprinodontiformes; Cyprinodontidae. Gene Ontology annotation, biological process: inositol phosphate biosynthetic process. The transcript has 7 exons. The record is from RefSeq and is a predicted model, not a curated record. Gene Ontology annotation, cellular component: nucleus; cytoplasm.
ACAGCGGGAUGUAGCAGUGUGUGUGUGUGUUUUUGUGUGUGAGUGUAAAACCGCGCAGAAGGGCGAGUCACGCCACUUAAGAGGGGUUCCCCUUACCGACAGUGUGCAGAGAGCGCACAGGCUGCCAGAGGCGUUCCUGAGCUCAGAGGAGACGAGACGGGACCCAGGGAGGAUCAGCAGCAUUUCCAGGGUCCCCGCUGACUGUGCGAGACUUUUCCCACAGUGAAAUGACCAGAUUUGAAUGCUGAGCUGAAGCGCAGUUCCGCUUGUCGUCGUGCGCCUCUACGGCAGGAUCUCAAAUGCCCAAAGAGUGCAGGAGAAAGUCCUCAAAGGACUUCGGGAUCUCUGGGACCGGACUAACCGAUGGAGGCCGUGUAGAGAGAAGGACUGCAGGGAGGUCCACCAAGAUCUGCGCAGAGCUCAUCCAGAAAGCCACCGCGCCGCCCGCGGCACCGGCGCGCAUGGAUGCGCCCAUGGUGCCGCAGGUCACCAUCACCCCGGAGGGAGGCGGCUCUUCCCGGGAGAUCCAGCAGGAAGACUUGGACUGUACUGGGGACGGAGCCCUGCGCAGAAAGCUGUCCAACUCCUCCAUCUCCUCCACAGGAUCCUCCGCGGUGGAGUCUGAGGAUGAUCUGCUGAGCGACACCGAGAGCAAGAGCAAAGGCCUGGUUACCCUGGAGCACCUGGUGUGCACAGGAGAGAGUAAGCCUUGGAGAAGGCUGAAGACCUACAUCCGCUGGCCCUUCCAUGCUUCCCAAAAGAAGAAACUAAGCUGGGUACAGCUAGCUGGGCAUAAAGGCAACUUCAAAGCUGCCGAUGAGGGGACAAUUCUGAAAAAGUUGUCCGAAAACGAGAUGCAGUGUUUUGAGAAGCUGCGGCAAGACGUGCUGUUCCAGUUUGUACCGGAAUACCUUGGCGUUGUGGAAAAUGAUGGAGAGGCCUUCUUGCAGAUGACAGACUUGCUGGCUAACUUUGAUCAUCCCAACGUGAUGGAUUGUAAAAUGGGAGUGAGGACUUACCUAGAGGAGGAGCUUGUCCGAGCGAGGGAGCGACCCAAGCCUCGUGAGGACCUGUACAAGAAGAUGGUGGAGGUGGAUAAUGAAGGCCCAACUCCGCAAGAGCAUUUCCAGCGGGGCGUCACCAAACCUCGCUACAUGCAGUGGAGGGAGAGCAUGAGCUCCACCAACACACUGGGCUUCAGGAUAGAGGGCAUCAAGAAAUAUGACGGUUCGUGUCGAACUGACUUCAAGAAAACCAGAUCGAAGCAGGAUGUCAUCCAGGUGUUCAAGAACUUUGUUGGAGGGGAUGCCGACAUCAUUAAGUCUUACCUGCUCAGGCUAAAGGAGAUCCGACAAGCCCUGCAAACAUCUGAAUUCUUCAAGCAACACGAGGUUAUUGGCAGCUCCCUCCUCUUUAUCCAUGACCAUACGGGCCAUGCAGAGAUCUGGAUUAUUGACUUUGGAAAGACCACAGCAUUGCCUGAGGGCCAGACUUUAAGUCAUGACAUUCCCUGGCAGGAGGGAAACCGAGAGGAUGGAUACUUGUGGGGCUUGGAUAACCUCAUCCUCACACUGGAGGCUGUAUGCAAUGAAGGGAGCAUAGAGGAAACUGAAGACAACAGCCUAACUACAGACAUACCCAUCCAGUGACCUUUGAAGGUGGAGGGAACUUCAGAUAUCCACAAAAAGACACUUGGGGUGGUGGUACACACCUUCAUUUCUUUUGGGUGAAUUAUAAGUACAGAAAAAAAAAAUCCCCUUCAUAUAUUUGGGGAUCCUACAACACACAAGAACUCAUUUAGUGCUGACACUGACAGGAGAAUCCCAAUGAACACUGUACAGAGGGGCACUGGGAAGUUUCUUUAAAGUAAGUAAUUAUUUCUGGUAUACACUGACACUAAUUCAUCUUCCUGUGAAGUGAACAGAAAUGAAAGAGCAGGAUUUCUGCCUUCAGUUUACUUGGAUGAGAAUAAUAAUAAUAAAAGAAAAUCUAGCGGGAUCCAUCUACUGUAAAAGCCUUACUUGUAAUAUUAAAGUCUUCUACUGACAGUCCUCACAGUUGUACUACAGCAUUAAAGCGCAUCGUUAGAGAAGCACUGCGUAGAUUUAGGACUGCUAUGAGUUGUCUUCAUAAUUUCCUUUUUUUAUGAAAUUGAAUUUAACUUUCUAAUAAGACUUCACUGAUAAAUGUGUUACAGCACAUGAUUAUAAAGAAAAUCAGCAUACAGUUAAAUAAAUCAAGAUGUUUUAGAAAUAACAAUGGAUAUUGGUUUAUUUUUUUACUAAGAGCAAAAAACCAUGGAGUAUGAAACCAGAGGUUGAAUCCAUAUUGGGUGUAAUAAAGAUAGAAUUGUUACAUGCAUAGUGAUUUUUUGGUACUGUAGGAUAUGGUAUUUUCAUUAACUAAUCACAGAUUUUAAAUGAACAGUUUUUAUUGCUUGGAGACUUGUGGAUUUUUCAGGCUUAGAAAUAAUUCAACAUAUUCUCAUUAUCAGUUCGUAUGAAAUCGUACGAAAAGCUAUGCACCGUAAUUUGGUACGUUUUGGACGUUUUAACAUACAAUUAACCCUAACCCUGACCCUAACCCUAAGAUAUAAAACAGCAAGCAACGUAGUUA